GCGUGGCAUACAUUGUGUGUCGUUUAAUAUAAAAGAGCUAUAAUAGUGUUAGUAUUAAAAAAAGCGUCAUGUAAACCCUGCUUGUUGCUGUACUAGGCGUAUAUGCAUGACGUGCCACACACAAGUAUAAACUUGAUGCAUUUAUCUCUCUCUCUAUCUCCCUUUAUUUCGUGCGUAUGACAUACACGCAUGCCGAGAGAGAGAGAGGAAGGGAGGGAAAGAAAGAGAGAGAGGCGAAUUGUGUCAAGUUACCAAGCGCUGUCAUUCGGCGGUGUUUCGUUAUACUGUACAUUGGUAGCAUUUUGUAGAAGUAAAAGCUCGCUGAAGCAAACGCAUAUUUAAUUAAAAACCGUAAGAAAUGGCGGACACGACUGUAGACGCUACGCGGCGUCUAAAUGUGAAAAAACAGACGCUGGACGACGCUUACGCGGCGCCUGCGAACUUCCUCGAAAUCGACGUGAUUAAUCCUAUCACACACGGCGUCGGCAAGAAACGAUACACCGAUUAUGAAGUUCGUAUGAGGACAAAUUUACCAGUCUUUAAAGUAAAGGAUUCAACUGUAAGAAGACGAUACAGUGAUUUCGAAUGGCUGAGAAAUGAAUUAGAAAGAGAUAGUAAGAUUGUAGUACCACCUUUACCAGGGAAAGCAUGGAAGCGUCAAAUGCCUUUUCGUGGAGAUGAUGGCAUAUUUGAAGAAGACUUUAUUGAAGAUCGAAGAAAAGGCUUAGAAGUUUUUGUUAACAAAAUAGCAGGACAUCCUUUGGCACAGAAUGAACGAUGUUUACACAUGUUUCUGCAGGAGCCAGUAAUAGACAAGAAUUAUGUACCUGGUAAAAUACGUAAUACAUAAGUCGCCAUAAGAAGUAUCGAGAAUAUCUUUCCCACCAAGUCUUCUACAUUCGAAGUCGUGUUUUGGUAUUGACAUCUUAUUUGGAAGUCAUGGACGUUCUUCUACACGUUCUUUUUGCAAAAGCUAAGUAAACUUCCAAUGCUGCGAUAUCAGAUGAGAUUGCUUAUUUGGAAACACUCACUUUUAUUUUACUUUAAAUAUUGCUACGAUCUAUCAUAUGAAAAGUAUAGUUAAGUAUCUUUAUAAGAAAACGAAUAAUAAAUCGGCAAAAUCAUUCUUACUUGUUAGUAGGUUGAUUCUGUCUACUGUUAUCAUGUUUAUAAGAAAGGAAAUAAGUAAAAUAAAAGAAAAUGUUAUCAUUCGUAAAAA
Molecule: messenger RNA, 1219 nt
Organism: Linepithema humile (Argentine ant)
Lineage: Eukaryota; Metazoa; Arthropoda; Insecta; Hymenoptera; Formicidae
Gene: Snx3
Product: sorting nexin 3
Biological process (GO): endocytic recycling; late endosome to Golgi transport
Cellular component (GO): retromer complex; early endosome membrane
Molecular function (GO): phosphatidylinositol-3-phosphate binding
Source: RefSeq, a predicted model, not a curated record